Molecule: messenger RNA, 1749 nt
Organism: Atta colombica
Lineage: Eukaryota; Metazoa; Arthropoda; Insecta; Hymenoptera; Formicidae
Gene: PIG-A
Product: N-acetylglucosaminyl-phosphatidylinositol biosynthetic protein
Exons: 7
Coding region: 349-1677 (442 amino acids)
Biological process (GO): GPI anchor biosynthetic process
Cellular component (GO): glycosylphosphatidylinositol-N-acetylglucosaminyltransferase (GPI-GnT) complex
Molecular function (GO): phosphatidylinositol N-acetylglucosaminyltransferase activity
Source: RefSeq, a predicted model, not a curated record
CUGAGAACAGUGUUGUGCAGGUUAUGUGUCCUUCAAUAUUUUUAUCGCAACUCUUCUCUUGUGGUAGGCUUGAAUCCCUCGCGAAGCGAAUUCUUUUUUCUCUUGUUGAGGUUAGAAUGCUUUCAUGGACAUGCAUUAGUUAUUCGCUAUUGUCUAUUGUCCAUCAAUUAUCAACGCGGAUAGAUUGAUUAGAAAUGCAUAAACAUGAUUCGAAAAUUGACGUGCGCCACGAUGAGAUAGUAACAGAAUCAUUAAGCGAAAACAUGAUGGGCGAUUGCGUUCGGCAAUGAUACGGCAAAUUUGCAAUCGUAUUACAUCUAGCAGUGUGAAUCAUGCACGGGUGUGAAGAUGAACGGUGCAAAACACAAAAUUUGCAUGGUCUCGGAUUUCUUCUAUCCAAACAUGGGCGGUGUAGAAGAGCAUAUCUUCAAUCUUUCUCAAUGUCUUCUGGAGCAUGGGCACAAGGUGGUAAUACUCACCCAUUCCUAUGGAGAUAGAGUAGGAAUAAGAUAUAUGACAAACGGUCUGAAAGUAUAUUAUAUCCCUGUCAAGGUUUUCUAUAACCAAUGUGUUCUUCCAACGAUGGUAUGCUCUCUUCCACUCAUUAGGUAUAUCUUCAUAAGAGAGGAGAUACAGAUAAUACACGGCCAUUCUGCAUUCUCUGCUUUAGCCCACGAAGGGAUGUUGAUUGGUAGAUUAAUGGGACUAAAAACUGUUUUUACGGAUCAUUCUCUUUUUGGUUUUGCGGAUGCGUCCGCUAUUCUGACAAAUAAAUUUCUCGAAAUAUCGCUAGUUGAUUGCGAUCAUUGCAUAUGCGUGUCUCAUACCGGAAAGGAAAAUACAGUAUUACGAGCUAAAGUGCAAAAGGAGAAAGUAUCGGUUAUCCCAAAUGCAGUUGAUACCACAUUAUUUACACCCGAUAUCAGUAAACGGAAUAACGAUUUUAUUACCGUAGUAAUAGUAUCGCGAUUAGUGCAUAGGAAGGGCGUUGACCUUCUAGCCCAUAUAAUACCUGAGAUCUGUUUACGUCACAAAAAUGUACAAUUUUUAAUUGGCGGAGACGGUCCGAAAAGAUGGCUCAUAGAAGAGGUGCGGGAAAGAAAUUUGUUGCAACAUAGAGUAACUUUAUUAGGCAGUUUGGAGCACUCUCAAGUCAGACACGUUCUGAAUAAGGGUCAUAUUUUCCUAAAUACGAGCUUGACAGAGGCUUACUGUAUGGCUAUUGUAGAAGCAGCCUCUUGUGGUUUGCAAGUAGUGUCAACGAAAGUUGGAGGUAUUCCGGAAGUUUUGCCGCCGGAUCUGAUUUACCUCGUGGAACCUACUGUACCUGCAUUAAUUGAAGGAUUGGAGAUGGCUAUAAUGGAUUACAAAAAGGGCAAUAUCGGAUGCCCUUUCGAGACACAUAGGAGAAUAGGUUUAUAUUAUAAUUGGUUCAACAUUACCAAACGUACGGAAAUAAUAUAUAAUUUAAUAAAACGUGAAGCAAAGAGAAAUCUAGGACAACGAUUAGCUAGUCAAAUACAAAGCGGUGUAUUAGCCUACUUGCUUGUAGUAUCAUUGUGCUAUAUAAUACUACAAAUUCUGGAAUUUCUCGUCCCAAGAAAGUAUAUCGAUAUUGCACGAGAUUACAGCGAUAUUAAUGUUGUAUCAUCCAAUGGGAAAAGAAAAGAAGAUUGACUAUCAUCAAUAUAAACUUUUCAAUGUGUUCAAAUAUUUUAUUCUACACUUAUACACUUUUGAAACAUUUCA